Messenger RNA from Pisolithus orientalis, 1557 nucleotides. RefSeq lists its product as uncharacterized. The record is from RefSeq and is a predicted model, not a curated record. The coding region runs from base 1 to 1557 and encodes 518 amino acids. Gene Ontology annotation, biological process: regulation of intracellular signal transduction; cellular response to L-arginine. Gene Ontology annotation, cellular component: cytosol. The transcript is spliced from 9 exons. NCBI's taxonomy places the organism in Eukaryota, Fungi, Basidiomycota, Agaricomycetes, Boletales, Pisolithaceae.
AUGGCACAAACCCCCGCACCGUCCAAUGUCACGAUAUCCCUCCUCCCGGUCUCCCUCUCUCUCGUGCACAUCCCCCGCUCUCGUCUACCACAACUGACUCACCCUAUUCUCAGGCAGAUAUUGCAACCCAAUACAACCUUCUUCAAUGUCACCUGCAACGAAAUAGAGCUUACCCUCUUCGCGGAGCACCACAACCUUGCAGACCUGGACCUCAUAGCCAGACAGGACCGCCAAUUACACCGGUCUCGCUCAGGCUCAGGCUCCAGUAGAAAACGUGCUCUGUCUGAUGGCGACAGAGUCGAGAUAACAUGCGAAAACUGGAAUGUACUCCAGAUUGACUCACACUCAGACCAACUCGACAACUCAGGAGCCCGUGUCCACGAGUUGUCUGCGCCUCUGGCAGCCGCAGGCAUCUCCAUUCUUUACCAGUCUUCUUACAGAAGCGAUUUCAUUUUUGUAAAAGAAUCCAGACUCCACCAAGUUCUUUCUCUACUUAGGGCUGCUGGAUUCGACCUGUAUUCUUCCGAUGCAGAGCCCUUUCCACCCAUUGCGUCCCCCCUUGCCUCCCCUCCGACACCAUAUGAAAUGCUCUCCCACGAGUUGGGCCACGAGGUCAGCCUCGAGUCAGGGGCCGUCUUAACAAGAUCCGUGGAUACGUUUGUAGACGCACUUUCAGCAUCCCAGAAGCUAAACAGUGCUGUGGAACAACAGAAACAGACCACGUCCCCUCAAGCGGCGCGCUCAAAAUCACGUUCCCCUUCACCCACCGACGUGUCCAUUCUGUCCACAGACCUUGCGUGUGUUGGUCUGUCUGACGAAAACAUGGACAAUUGGGCACUCAAAAUAGUAAAACUGGUCGCUUUUUCAGAUUUGAUACCCCUGAGCUCGAGCUCUCACCUACGGCAUCGAGAUGCCUUCAAGGAAAAGGCCCGAAAUCGCGCAGGUUCACACUCAACAGAAACAACUGCAACUUCUUCCAGUGACGAAGCUGACGAUGGUUACGUCUCGCAUUCACCCAUCGGAAACGAACCCUUCUUGUCUUCGCCAGCCUCUCAUUCAUAUCCCGAUCUUUCCCAGACUAUCCAGUCCUCGUCGCAUGCCUUGAAACGGACUUCAAAAUGUCUAGCACCCUUGUCCUCGAAACCGUCCUCACCUUUCGCGAAACAGUGCUUUAACACGAUCCGGCAGCCGGUGACUGUUCCCUUCUUCAGCUUCACGCGAACCUCUGAAGGGUUCUUGCCGCACUAUUUCCCUCCAAGCGAAAGGCAUAUGUUAAGUUGUGCUGGGGAACUCGAGGCUCUGGCUGACAGCCCUUCACUUCCUUCAGGCGGUGAUUGGGAGGAGAGUGACGAGAGGAUUGAAGGCGGUACACUGAAGUGCCUGCAGAUCGAUCUGCGCCGGUUUGGUUUGGACAAGCACGGUUUGGUCAACCGGUACUCGCGGGUCUUAGAGCAAAACGGAAUCAAUCACAUGUAUAGCUCUACGUACAAAACUGCCAAUCUGCUGGUUGCAAAAGUACAUGCUAGCCGGGCGCAUGACCUGCUACAGUCAUGUUGA